AUGUCGCUAGUCAACAUACCUCGCUAUUGCGAGGAUCCCAAUUACAGGUACAAAAUGCCAAAGCUGCAGUCGAGAAUUGAAGGCCGUGGAAAUGGAAUCAAAACCAAUAUAUCCAAUAUGGGUGAUAUUGCCAGGGCCCUCAAACGACCUCCGACAUACACAACCAAAUUCUUCGGAUGCGAGCUAGGCGCAAUGUCCAAGUUUGAAGAAGCCGAAGAAAAGGCACUGAUCAACGGAGCUCAUACGGAACGCGCAUUGACACAAAUUCUAGACAAGUUUAUUGAAAUGUACGUACUAUGCUCAGAGUGCCACUUGCCAGAAAUUGAAGUACUAGUAAGGAAGGGAGCGCUAUGUUCCAGGUGCAACGCCUGUGGGCACAAAGGGACAUUGGACAACACACACAAAGCUGCGAGCUAUAUGCUCAAAAAUCCAGCAUGCCUUACAGAAAUGUCGAAGCAUUCGGGAAGGACCAAAAAGGAAGUCACAAAGGAUGCGUCGCCAGAAAAGGAAAAGGAUAAAGAUAAAGAAAAGGAUAGGAAGAAAAAAGAUAAAAAAGAAAGGAAAAAACGUGUAUCAGAAGAAGGACAAGAGUUGGUCAAUGGGACAGAUGCUAUUCUUCAGUCAGUUGAAAUGGAAAAACUCACCAUCGAAAGCCCAGAGAUACAAGAUGUUGUAGACAGACUAACCGCAUCACUAGGUGCAGGAAAGUUCGCUAAACCCGCGGAUUUCGCCGAAGAACUACAUAUGCUACAGCUCUCACAGGAUUUCGAUAACGUGUGCAGGUUCUACGUUGCACUUUGUGCAAUAUUCAGUGACAAAUUCGAUGUCGCCGUGCUAGAGGAAAAAAUCUCUAUGCUAAAGCCGUUGCUAGAGUAUGCAAUGCCACCCAAAGAUAUACUCACCGCAAUGGCUGUAUUUGUAGUCAAACUGCACCCAGAACAGCUGGAGGAGUAUCCGUAUAUAUGCCGUGCCCUGUACGCGAACGACCUGGCGGAAGGCGGCGACUUCUGUCGUUUCUACGCUAAAAAUGCGAGGUUUGAUGGCAUUCUAGCAGACGCUUUCCUACGUACAAAAGAAAAGGCGGAACCAUUCGUUUCGUGGUUGCAGGAAGACGAUGAUGACGAAACGGAAGACACAGAUGACUGA
Molecule: messenger RNA, 1146 nt
Organism: Babesia sp. Xinjiang
Lineage: Eukaryota; Apicomplexa; Aconoidasida; Piroplasmida; Babesiidae
Product: Eukaryotic translation initiation factor 5
Exons: 1
Coding region: 1-1146 (381 amino acids)
Biological process (GO): formation of cytoplasmic translation initiation complex; formation of translation preinitiation complex; translational initiation
Cellular component (GO): cytosol
Molecular function (GO): translation initiation factor activity; eukaryotic initiation factor eIF2 binding; GDP-dissociation inhibitor activity
Source: RefSeq, a predicted model, not a curated record